Molecule: messenger RNA, 1209 nt
Organism: Amphibalanus amphitrite
Lineage: Eukaryota; Metazoa; Arthropoda; Thecostraca; Balanomorpha; Balanidae
Product: E3 ubiquitin-protein ligase TRIP12-like
Exons: 8
Coding region: 31-1209 (392 amino acids)
Biological process (GO): protein polyubiquitination; proteasome-mediated ubiquitin-dependent protein catabolic process
Cellular component (GO): nuclear speck
Molecular function (GO): ubiquitin protein ligase activity
Source: RefSeq, a predicted model, not a curated record
CCGGUCGGGGUGGGACGGUCGCGCUCGUCGAUGGAGCGUCAGGGACCGGCGUGCCAGCAGUGCUGCUGCGCCUGCUGCUGCCGCGGCUGCAGUCGCCGCGGCUCCCGGGGCGGUUCGGACAAGCCCGACUGGCCGUCCACCGGCUCCAGCUCCAGCAGUCGCAACAGCUCCGGCUCGACCGGCGACGAGCCGCAGGGCGAGCUGGUGCACCUGCGCGAGCUGCUGCAGGCGCGCGGCGUACCGCAACACCUGCUGGAACAGCUGGCGCCGCCCGCCAGUCCCAGCCGGCACCGCAGCCACGCAGAAGGAGGCUGCAGGAUGUACCAGCUGCUGCAGAUGCUGCAGUGCUCGGAGGACGAGUCGCUGCAGCUGCAGGCGGUCGUCGAGCUCGGUCAGCUCCUGGUGAUGGCCUCUGAGGACACGCUGGGCGCCUUCCCGGCCGGCAAGUUCGUGCCGCCCAUCACCAGACUGAUACAGGCAGACCGUGGCGACGACCUGGUCACACAGGCGUGUCGCACGCUGACCCACCUGCUGGAGCUGGUGCCGCACAGCUCGGCGGCAGCUGUGGCAGCUCUGCCGGCGCUGCUGCAGCAGCUCCGAGCCAUCUCCUCAAUGGAGGUGGCGGAACAGGCGCUGGCUGCACUGGAGCUGCUCACAAAGAGACACGGCAACGCUGUCCUGCAGGCGGGCGGCAUCACCUCCUGUCUGGCCUUCUUUGACUUCUUCUCUGCGGAAGCGCAGCGCGCGGCGCUGUCCGUGACGGCCGGCUGCUGUCUGUCCCUGACCAGCAGCGAGUUCCAUCUGAUCAGUCCGCACCUGUCCGCCAUCGCCAGUCGACUCUGUCACCAGGACCGCCGGGUGGCUGAGGCUGCCUGCCUUGUGCUCUGCCGACUGUCUGAAACGUUCAAAGCCGACCGGAUCAGGGUGCAGACAAUCGCAGACAGCGGACUGGUGAAAAACAUCCCACAGCUGCUGGCCGGCAGUCCACCGGUGAUUGGCAGCUCGACCUUCUGCGAGGUCACACGCAUGCUCCGCCUCCUUUGCGCCCACUGUCCACCCAUCGCCGUGCAGCUCCUCACAGAGAACAUUGCCGGGACGCUGAAAAAGCUGCUAACAACAGACACUGGACAGCCGGUGUCCCCGGGAUCGUUCCGUAAUUCGGAGGAGGUGUACUCGCUGGUCUGUCUGGUCUCCGAGCUGCUGAGAUGA